CCCCCAGACACCAUAACGUUUUAGUGCUUCUACGUUGUUGCAAUGGCCCGUACUAAACAGACCGCCCGCAAAUCCACAGGCGGGAAGGCUCCCCGCAAGCAGUUGGCCACCAAGGCAGCCAGGAAGAGCGCCCCGGCCACUGGCGGAGUCAAGAAACCCCAUCGUUACCGCCCAGGGACUGUGGCUCUCCGGGAAAUCCGCCGCUACCAGAAAUCCACUGAGUUGCUGAUCCGCAAACUGCCUUUCCAGCGUCUGGUCCGGGAGAUCGCCCAGGACUUCAAGACCGAUCUGAGGUUCCAGAGCUCAGCCGUUAUGGCUCUGCAGGAGGCCAGCGAGGCUUAUCUGGUGGGGCUCUUUGAGGACACCAACCUGUGCGCCAUCCACGCCAAGAGGGUCACCAUCAUGCCCAAGGAUAUCCAGCUGGCCCGCAGGAUCCGAGGGGAGAGGGCUUAGAUCCGAGGGGGUUUUACUCACUGGGCACAAAGGCUCUUUUCAGAGCCACC
Messenger RNA from Xenopus tropicalis (tropical clawed frog), 503 nucleotides. Its product is annotated as histone H3. The coding region runs from base 43 to 453 and encodes 136 amino acids. The record is from RefSeq and is a predicted model, not a curated record. The transcript has a single exon. NCBI's taxonomy places the organism in Eukaryota, Metazoa, Chordata, Amphibia, Anura, Pipidae.